Molecule: messenger RNA, 869 nt
Organism: Camponotus floridanus (Florida carpenter ant)
Lineage: Eukaryota; Metazoa; Arthropoda; Insecta; Hymenoptera; Formicidae
Product: suppressor of Mek1-like
Exons: 6
Coding region: 183-869 (228 amino acids)
Source: RefSeq, a predicted model, not a curated record
AAUAAAAAUAAUGAAUCUGUGCCAAACAAAGAUUGUAAUGAGGAGAUGACCGAUGUUACAUCAAUUACUGAUAUUAAUUCUAUAAGACUUAUUGAUAAAAACAAAGACAAUGAAUCUGUGAUACUAAACAAGGAGUACAACACUAAAAAGAUUGAUGUUUCAUUAAUAUUGGUGAAUCUCACAUGAUAAUGUCUAUGAAUGAAAGCAAUAAAAAUAAUGAAUCUGUGCCAAACAAAGAUUGUAAUGAGGAGAUGACCGAUGUUACAUCAAUUACUGAUAUUAAUUCUAUAAGACUUAUUGAUAAAAACAAAGACAAUGAAUCUGUGAUACUAAACAAGGAGUACAACACUAAAAAGAUUGAUGUUUCAUUAAAUAUUGGUGAAUCUCACAUGAUAAUGUCUAUGGAUGAAAGCAAUAAAAAUAAUGAAUCUGUGCCAAACAAAGAUUGUAAUGAGGAGAUGACCGAUGUUACAUCAAUUACUGAUAUUAAUUCUAUAAGACUUAUUGAUAAAAACAAAGACAAUGAAUCUGUGAUACUAAACAAGGAGUAUAACACUAAAAAGAUUGAUGUUUCAUUAAAUAUUAGUGAAUCUUACAUGAUAAUGUCUAUGGAUGAAAGCAAUAAAAAUAAUGAAUCUGUGUCAAACAAAGAUUGUAAUGAGGAGAUGACCAAUGUUACAUCAAAUACUGGUUGUCACCAAAAACCGACGCUUUUAAAUGGUGAGAAUGAAAUAUAUGACAAAAGAGAAGAAGAAAUUACCAUGAUUAUUGAUGACAGUGUUUAUCAAGAGGAUAUUGGCACAAUAAUCUUUACAGAUGAAAAUGAGAAGAUCAUUAAAAAACUGUCAUGCCAAAUAACUUUUUCAUGA